Messenger RNA from Myiozetetes cayanensis, 4525 nucleotides. RefSeq names its product RAB, member RAS oncogene family like 6 (gene RABL6). NCBI's taxonomy places the organism in Eukaryota, Metazoa, Chordata, Aves, Passeriformes, Tyrannidae. The record is from RefSeq and is a predicted model, not a curated record. Gene Ontology annotation, cellular component: cytosol; nucleus. Gene Ontology annotation, molecular function: GTP binding. The coding region runs from base 1054 to 2982 and encodes 642 amino acids. The transcript has 16 exons.
AUUCCUCUGCAGCCUCAUUUGCUUCUUUCUUCUCUGUCUUCUUAGGAGAUAAAAUGGUUUCUUAUCACUUUUUAUUUUAAUUUAUUAUUCAUAAUUUCUCAGUCAUGUUUUUAAUAACUUUGUCAGAAACUGUUCUAAGUGUUAAAGUUUCUGUUGAAGCCACAGUUCAAGGGAAGCAUUUAAUAGGUGGUCUAAAGUAUUUGAGAUAUUUGUGAUAUGCUUGACUUGUUAAAGAAAAUGAGUUAUUUCAUAAAUCUGUCUCUUGAGGCCAACUCUGCUUUGGGUGUUAGUGUGUUGCCUAGAAGUGAAUAGCAGGCAGCAAACUAGAUUUCACUGAUGGAAACUGGGAUGGAGCAUCUGGUAACUGGGGAAGGUGAUGUUUCAAAAAUUAAUGGUAGUACUCUUAGCUCUAGGCUGACUUACCAAAGCACAGAAAUACCAGUACCUUUUUUAAGUGCUUGCUGGAUUCUGGGUGAUCAGAUAAGAUUUUUUAUUUUAAUUUUCCCUGUUACUCUAAUAGUAUAAAGUGGCUGUGAAAGCCCUGCCUCCUGCUUGAGAAGACGCUGCAGGCACUGAAAUUGCAUAAGGCUGUGACUCAACAGUGCAUCAAGUCCAGCUUUCAAGUUCCUGACAAAGAAAGCCACAGCCUUGUGGGAUGAACUGCUGAUUCAGUAUGAAAUUGUAAGGCUGAGUAUGCUGUACACAAAAAGUCAGCAGUUGUUUGUCAUUAUCAGACGUGGUCCAUCUGCCCCAGUCUGACAUUCUGUUGAAUCAGGUGACACCACGAUGCCCAAGUCUUGUGCCAAUGCUCACAAAGCCCCAGGGAUAUCAGCACAUCAGUUACCGAGGAAUGAACACAGAGCUUACAAGUUGUUUGAAUGAUGGAAACUAUCUCCAAAAUCAAACUUGAAUGCUUCAACCUAAACAGACUUAGAUCAGACCACUGAUGAUAUUGUGAAAGUUGAAGUAUGGGAUGUAGUUGACAAAGGAAAAUGCAAAAAACGAGGAGAUGGUUUGAAACUGGAGAAUGACCCUCAGGAGGCAGAGUCAGAAAUGGCUCUGGAUGCAGAGUUCCUGGAUGUCUAUAAGAACUGCAAUGGUGUGGUGAUGAUGUUUGACAUCACCAAGCAGUGGACAUUUAACUAUAUUCUGAGGGAGCUUCCUAAAGUACCGACCCACGUUCCAGUGUGUGUGCUUGGGAAUUACCGGGACAUGGGCGAGCACCGGGUCAUCCUGCCUGGCGACGUGCGGGACCUCAUUGACAACCUGAACAGGCCCCCUGGCUCCUCCUAUUUCCGCUAUGCUGAGUCUUCCAUGAAGAACAGCUUUGGCCUCAAGUACCUGCACAAAUUCUUCAACAUCCCCUUCUUGCAGCUGCAGAGGGAGACGUUGCUGCGGCAGCUGGAAACAAAUCAGCUGGAUAUUGAUGCAACUCUGGAGGAGCUGUCAGUGCAGCAAGAGACUGAAGACCAAAACUACGAACUGUUUCUUGAAAUGAUGGAAGCCCGCAGUCAAGGGCACACAUCACCACUAGCAACAAACGGGCAGAGCCCUUCCUCUGGCUCCCAGUCGCCCAUCGUUCCUCCGAGCUCCACGUCGACGGGCAGCUCUAGCCCUGGCACCCCGCAGCCGGCGCUUGCUGCGAGCUCCACCAUCUCUCCUGACCCCCCACCAUCCUUUUCACCAGUGCCUGCGCCCGAGGCCCCACAGCCCCACGUGCCUGCGCCGACACCCCCGGCCGCGGCCCCCCCGCCCAAGCGCGGCAUUAUUGCACGGCUGUUUGGGACGGCCCCCGCCUCAGAGCCCUCUCCUCCCCAGCCAGAUCCUGCUGCUGCCACUCCUCCCCCCGACCCUGCAGCCCCUGCCAAGGUACAGAGCGUGGAGGACUUUGUUCCUGAGGACAGCCUGGACCACAGUUUUUUGGAAGACUCGGCACCACAGAAGGACAAAGGGAAACCGCAGCCCAAACACCGUGUGGAUAGUGAAAGUGAUGGAGAGGCACCCGGGGGGAACCCCAUGGUGGCAGGUUUCCAAGAUGACCUGGAUCUGGAUGACAAAAUCCCCAGCAGACCAGUGCUGGCAGGAGAACGGGUGCCCAGCAAGAACAUCACCCUCUCCAGUGAGGAGGAGGAAGAGGAAGAGGUGAAGGACUCUAAGGUCAUCCUCAUACCAGAUGAAGACAAAAACACAGAGCAGGAAAAAAAAAGGUCUUCCAGAAAUUCUCUGAAACCACAGAGUGAAGCAAUUUUGACCAAAGCAACCGACCCGAAGCCUCCUGACAGUUUACCUCCCCGAUCCGGGUCUGAACGAAACAGCAGCAGCAAGGUCAACACCGGCCUGGCAGCCACUGCUGCUGCCCCUGCAGCAGCAGCCCAGGCCUCAAAGGCCACUUCCCAAAGCAAAGGACUUGCUUCCAAGCAGAAAGUGGUCAAAGAGGAGAAACCCGAGGAGUCUGACAGUGAUCAAGAGGGACCAAUAGCUACUCAGAUGCUUUCAUUUGUUAUGGAUGACCCAGACUUUGAAAGUGAGGAUUCUGACAGCCAGAAGAAGAAAAUGGAUGAAUUCCCAGUGCGGGAAGACCUCUCAGAAGUAUCUGAUGAUGAUACCUCUCUGGCAAAGCCACCCCAACCUGUGAAAUCAACAGUCCCCUCAUUUAAACUGAAAAAUGACUCAGAUCUCUUUGGUUUGGGUUUGGAAGAAGCUGGUCCCAAGGAGAGCAGCGAGGAAGAUAAACAACCUUCUAAGGAGAAAAAGAAGAAGAAAAAGAAAAGCAAAGAGGAAGAGGACAAGUCAGUGAAAAAGAAGAGCAAACACAAGAAGAGCAAAGAGAAGGAGGAGAGCAAAGAGGAGAAAGAGAAAAAGAAAAAGAAAAAGAAGAGCAAGGAGAAAAGCAGUGAGAUAGAUGAACUUGAGGCUUUUCUUGGCGGAGGAGGAACCAGCAUGAGCAAGCCACGGGGCGGAGGGGACUAUGAGGAGCUGUAGGCUGGCUGUGAACUCUGCAUUGUGGCUGUCUCCAUCUUCUCUGACGAGUCACCCCAGGGCAGGCACAGAUGUGUAAAGCUUUGGCCAUUUGAUGUAUAUUCUCUCAAACCAGAGUGAGCAAAACAAAAGCUUUACAUCUGUGUGUGCUGGCCUGGUGCAUCGUUACACAAAGCAAGCGCAGCUGAGAUGUUCGUGAGCCAGGGGAAGGUUCAGGGUGCGGCUUCCAGGUUGUCGGCUUUUCUCCUUGAGAGAUGCCCCGUGGGGUCACUGGCAGGGUGUGGGGGUGAGGGGACCUGCCUCCUGCUCCAUCCCUGCUGCAUUCCACUGCUGCACACUUGAAAUUCCUGUCUUGUUAAGAGGAGUACAAAAACAUGCCGCAUGAACGCAUCGUGCUCGACUGUCUCAAGUCUUUAACUUCUUAUCCUUCCUAUUUUUUUAAGGAGAAAGGUGAUAUUGGCCAUAGCUUCACCCAGCAGUUGAUGAGCUUUAAGUCAAGCAGAUCAUCUAUGGUACAGCUCUCUAAAGUAGCAGGCGCAGAGCCAGCAUGGAAGAGAGCGCGUGUGAUUUUUGGAGCCCUUUGAACGGGACCUUUCUGCACAGCAGCUUAAUUAGCCCUCACUGGUGCUGCUGUUGGAAUUCAUGAAGCCCAUUGAUUUCCGUGGCCCCAGUGUCUCAGACACUACAUGUAAGCUGCUAUGCAGUUUGGGAAAACAAUGCAAAGUGGAAAGCUAACCUGAAAGAGAGAGAAAAAUCAAUGCUUUUCUGCACUUCCCACUCUUAAAUUUGCAUAUUCCAGAAUCCCCUCCUGCCGGAACCUCUCAGGGACAUGAUUCCAUGUGGAAAUGAAGAUAUCCAGAGCUUCAGAAUUGGCUACAGGGCAGUGUUGGCAUGGCAAGGCAUUUGCUUCUCAGGCAUUUUACAGACAGGCUGUAAAGCCCCAGCUGCCGCUCUGCACAGAGAGGGACCAGCACUGCAGCUCAGCAGCGUCCGUCCUGCUCCAGCUUCUGUCCAUACUGCAGCCAGCCAGCGUGCUGCCUUUCCUGCCCCAAGCACAGCCCCCUCUGUCCCGUGUUUGGGAAGCCUUUUAGUUUUUGCUUUGAACUUAAACCCGUGGAUUGGUACCUGCUCAGCAGCCACUGGAUGGGCACUGCGGCCACCCUGUGCCUCACUGAGCAGCCCCUGUGUUUGAUGGAGCUGGUCAGUUCUCUGUGCUCCUCCUGGUUUGGUUCUGGGGUCCCUUGCUCAGCUCAGAUGGUGAAACUCCCUUCAGGUUCUGUGCAUUACAUUUCCCUCUUGCUUGUAAGUUGAUUUGGGGUUUGGUUUUGUUCUCCCUCUCCCCUUUUUGUUGUAAAAUGUCAACCAUGAAAUCCAAACUGGAGUUUUCCUUCUGUGUCCCUGUAUCAAGCAAUGUGUUCUUUUGAUUCAUUAUCCACUCCAGAGCUGUCUUGACCAGCAGGCAUUUUCCUGCUCCAUUUUUCUUUUUCUUGCCCACAAAGUGCACUUGUAACCAUUUCCCUAUAAAACAAACUGGUUUUUUGCUGCA